UUUAACAGAGUGCGUUGUUUUGUAAUUAAUGAAAUAAUCAUUUAGUCCUCACCAAAUAAAAACUGAAAAUCAUCACGACGUAAUUGUGCUAUAAACAUGUAACAUUAAUUGUAUAUUAACUUCAGAGUUUUUAAAUAUUAUAUGAGGCAUUUGUAGUACUAGUGAACGUCUACAAUGUUUCUUGUUCUAGACAUUGAAUUCGUACGUCGUCAUCAAAGUUUGAUAUUACAAGGCAACGAAAAUGGCAGUGUAUUUGAAAAGUACUUUUCGUUUUUAUAGGGGGUAAUGAUGUUAAUAUAUAUACAAAAUAAACAUCUUGCUGAUAUUUUAUAAAAUGGUUAUAUUUGAAUAGUAAAAAGAAGUUGCAUGAUACUUAUGAAAUAUCGUAUGUUUGAAUAUACAAUAUAACCGGAAGAACUCAACAACGUAACUGAUCAGCCAUCAUUAUUUCUUCAUUGACCAAGUUUGAAUCUUGUAACGGUCGCAUAGGUACUUAGAUGGAUCCAGUUUACCUUUACUACACCUAUUCUAACCUUCUGUGUGUUUAUAUUUAUGAUCUCUGAUUGUGUUAAUUAAAUUGUAUCCUUUCUUAUAUCGGUUACGCUGAUGACAGGCUUACUCAGUUGGUAUUCACAAUAUCAGAUAAUAAAUAAGAACCAAUGAUGGAGGAUACAAAUGACUUACUAGUAUGUGCAUCUGAGUUCAUAAAAGACCGAUUAUAUUUUAUAACAUUGAGGACAAAGCCAAAGAGUACUCCAAACAUCCAUUAUUUCAGUAUCGAUGAUGAAUUAAUCUAUGAAAAUUUCUAUGAUGAUUUUGGUCCACUGAAUCUUGCUAUGUUAUAUCAUUAUUGUCAAAAGGUUAAUAAAAAACUUAAAGCAGUAACUCUUAGAAGAAAAAAGAUAGUACAUUAUACAACAAUGGAUCCAUCAAAAAGAGUCAAUGCUGCUUUUCUUAUAGGAAGUUAUGCAAUAUUAUAUUGUAAACGUACAGCAGAAGAAGCAUAUAAUUGCUUAAAUAGUAUUCCUGACAAUCCAUCAUUUAUAAUGUUUCGGGAUGCUUCUGUUGGUACACCUUGGUUUGAAAUAUCUUUGAUUGAAUGUCUUAGUGCCAUAUAUAAGUGCCACAAACUUGGAUUUUUUAAUUUUCAAGAUUUUUGUGUUAAGGAAUAUGAAUAUUUUGAAAGAGUUGAAAAUGGAGAUUUAAAUUGGAUUGUUCCUGGUAAAUUUAUAGCAUUUUGUGGUCCUUAUGCUAAAUUUAAAAUAGAAAAUGGAUAUCCACUUCAUGCACCAGAAUCAUAUUUUACAUAUUUCCAUUACAAUAAUGUAACUACAAUUAUACGUCUUAAUAAAAAAAUUUAUGAUGCUUCAAUCUUCACAGAUGCAGGAUUUGAUCAUAAAGAUUUGUUUUUUAUUGAUGGUUCAACUCCAACAGAUUCAAUCAUGCGGCAAUUUCUUAAAAUAGCAGAGAAUGCAAGUGGUGCUGUUGCUGUACACUGUAGAGCAGGACUUGGUAGAACAGGUUCAUUGAUUGGUUGUUACAUUAUGAAACAUUAUCACUUAACAGCUCAUGAAACAAUUGCAUGGAUACGAAUAUGUAGACCAGGUUCUGUAAUUGGACAUCAACAGGAAUGGUUGGAAAAGAAAGAAGCAUAUCUUCAUUCUUUAUUAAAAGAGCCACUACAACCUCAAAAUGAAAAUCCAGUUCAUAAAUAUGGUAUAUAUUCUAUAACUGGUAGACCGAAAACAUCAUUCUUAUCCAAUUUAAAAAGUGCUCAUGUGGUGCAAGAUAAUGUUUCGGGAAUAAUGCAUUGUGUGGAUGGAAUUACAUUAGAUGAUCAUGCAAGCACUAGCACAACUAAAUAUACAACCUUAACUCAGGGUGAUAAAUUAAAUCAAAUUAAAGCUAAAAGAAAACGAUUACCAACAAAUCAUACUUCUCUUAACACAACUACUAGACCAUCAACAGUAGUAAAUCCAUACUUAAGGUCAUUAUUACAAACAAGAACUCAGAAAAAUACAAUUAAUACAUUAACUGGAAAUAAAGAAAAAGAUUCUACAAAAAGACUUCUCCCUAGAUCUACUACGACAACUAUUGCUAAAAGAAACAGUUGGCUAGUCAGCAGUACAUGUGAACCAUCUCCGCCUCGUAUUAAGUCUACUAAACCAACAACAAGGCUCCACAAUAUCAGCAACAACACAUCUUCCACUACUCGUGUUACUACGAUGCCUGUAUCAAAACCAGUGACAAGGGCCAGUAUCAAAACUUCUUGUAUCACAGAAACACAAUCGACAAAUUCGUCCGCAAACAAUUUGAUAACACAACCGCAGCGAGGCAUGAAUAUGAUCCUCAGUGCGCGUACGACCAAAAGUUAUAAAACUGCAUUUAUCAGAUGACUAACCGAUAUUCUCAAUGGCAUUGGAGAAGACAGUCCGGUAGCUCAAGCACCUCGACAUCGCAGAAGAUCUCAUCGUUUAAAUUCAAUCAUUCAGUAAAAACAUCAUACUAAUCAUCAAUCUUCAAUUCAAACAAUUGUUUUUGUCGCGAUCAACGAAGAUCAAGUAGAUCUACAGCUGUUAUCAUAGUUUUUUCUAUGGUUCACUGGUAGGUUGUUUAGGUAUGGUUUC
Molecule: messenger RNA, 2627 nt
Organism: Bombus impatiens (common eastern bumble bee)
Lineage: Eukaryota; Metazoa; Arthropoda; Insecta; Hymenoptera; Apidae
Gene: cdc14
Product: dual specificity protein phosphatase CDC14C
Exons: 9
Coding region: 660-2396 (578 amino acids)
Biological process (GO): microtubule cytoskeleton organization; protein dephosphorylation; cilium assembly
Cellular component (GO): nucleolus; spindle pole; mitotic spindle
Molecular function (GO): protein serine/threonine phosphatase activity; protein tyrosine/serine/threonine phosphatase activity
Source: RefSeq, a predicted model, not a curated record